GAGGUUUAGUACAACAAUGUUUGAAUUUAAAUGAAGGGUUUUAGGUCUACCUACAGGCUGUUAGUGAUUGCACUCCUUAACCAAAUAUCACCACCACCACCAACCACUUCUUCUCCAAUCAUCUAGAGAGAGAGAAACACAUAUACAAUAAGAAGAAAGAUUUUCUUAAAACAAUAUGAAAGAUCUUCUUGGCCUUUCCAACAUGCUUUUUGGAGGGUUUCUUUAGAUAGCAAAAAAACUAAAUCAUUGAAGAAUAUUAUGAUAGAACCACUCACAGUUUUCUUUCUGGUAAUUGUUUAUUAUAUUAUUUAAUUUACUGAAUUUCACUCUCUAAUGUUUCUUGAAAUCAAGAAUAAUGAUCAUGUGCAGACUCAUUUCUUGAGAAAAUUGGUUAUUUUUGGUGGGAAAAUCGAGAAGACUGAAUUUACUGCUCCAUUUUACCCUGUUUGAACUCAGAAGUGAAGAAAGUACCUGUUUUGCUUUUAUGUUCAUGUCCUUUUUUCCCACAAUUAAUGUUUCAUUUCAUCAACUGUUUGUCUGGUUUGAUCUUAAAUGUCUCUUCAGUGGAGUCAUCCUUCUUAAAUAUUCAAAACCUUUUCAGAAAAUUGAAUAAAAAGAUUGAAGAAAAGCAUGUCGAGUUACACACUCAAUGAAAGAUUCAAACAACCAGUCUCUUUGGAAUUGGAAUCACUGAUUCCUACUGGAAAUAUCACUAUGUAUAUGUCUCAGCAGAAUAACAUGAAUAAUAAUAAUACUAUCUUCACUGAUGUUCUUGAUUCCAAUGUUGUCACGCGACAAGAAUUCGGUAAAAUGUUGUUGAUGGAUCAAAUGGGUUCACAUGUUCCGCCCUCCGGAAUCCAAUUCUGUUCUGAUCAGUACCAGAAUCCUAACGGUUUUCUUUCGUUGGCGGAUGAAAGUACACAAGAUUCCGAGGGUAAUUCGUAUGGAAUUGGGAAUGUGGUUUAUGAUUCCAAGUAUUUAAAAGCGGUUCAACAAUUGCUUGAUGAGAUUGUUCAUAUCAACAAGGAUUGGAAACAACAAGAUUUUAAGCAGGAAUGCAUGAAUGAUUCCCAACAAGUGUUGAUGGAAUCGGAAUACCGACAAGAUUCAAGUCAACUUUCAGCUGUUGAAAAACAAGAUUUAGAGGACAAGAUGAUCAGGUUAUCAUCUAUGUUGAAAGAAGUUGAUAGAAGAUACAAACAAUAUUAUCAUCAAAUGCAGAUUAUUAUAUCAUCAUUUGAAGUACUUGCUAGAUGUGGGGCAGCAAAAGCCUACACAUCACUCGCACUCCAAACAAUUUCAAGCCGUUUUCGGUGCUUGAGAGAUGCGAUUGACAGCCAGAUAAAAGUUAUAUCAAGAAGCCUUGGUGGGAUAGAUUCAAAUGGGAAUGGAAUCGCGAUUUCGAGGCUGAAAUUUGUGGAUCAGCAACUUAGACGAGAGAAAUAUGAUCAGAAGUUCGGUAUGAUGGAUCAACAUAUUUGGAGGCCACAAAGAGGGCUUCCUGAAAGCUGUGUGUCGGUUCUGCGUGCAUGGUUGUUUGAGCAUUUUCUUCACCCCAGAUAUCCAAAAGAUUCGGAGAAGACGAUGCUAGCCAGACAAACAGGCUUGACCAAAAGUCAGGUUUCAAACUGGUUUAUAAACGCGCGAGUUCGUCUAUGGAAGCCAAUGGUGGAAGAAAUAUACCAAGAAGAGUCUGCUGAUGCUGCAAUGGACUCCAAUUCUUCAUCAGAAACCACACCUAAAAAGACUUCACUUGAUCAACCGCGCGAUAUGAACCCAAAUGCAGCGUCAUCCUAUCAAGCUCUUCACAUGAAAACGUCGGGUGCUAUUGUCAAUGGCCUUGACGUUAUCACAAACCCGAUCAUCGACAAAGGGGUGUCUCUAACGCUAAGGUUACAACACACGGAUAACAGUGGCUUACCCGUCUUGUCUUCUGUUGAGAACCAUCAUCAUGGUUUAGUUGAUCCUAGAGAUGUUAUUUGUGACACCCCAAAUUUGUAAUAUUGUAAGAAAUUCAUGCCAAGAUCAAACCAUCAUUUGUCACUAAUUAAGUUGUCUAAUAUCUUUUUUAAUGUA
Helianthus annuus (common sunflower) is the source of this 2076-nucleotide messenger RNA. Its product is annotated as BEL1-like homeodomain protein 7. The record is from RefSeq and is a predicted model, not a curated record. Lineage: Eukaryota; Viridiplantae; Streptophyta; Magnoliopsida; Asterales; Asteraceae. The transcript is spliced from 4 exons. Gene Ontology annotation, biological process: regulation of transcription by RNA polymerase II. Gene Ontology annotation, molecular function: DNA-binding transcription factor activity, RNA polymerase II-specific; RNA polymerase II cis-regulatory region sequence-specific DNA binding. The coding region runs from base 631 to 2001 and encodes 456 amino acids.